AUGGAGAAUAAUCUGUCCAGAGCCCUCGUUGGACUCUCAGUCCAGAUCAGCCGAAGUGACGGUGAGCUCGUUGACUAUUUCUACUUCCUCUCUCUACACAGUAACAAUAAUAAUACCGCCGUGUUUGACUCUGACUUGCUGCUUGUGUGUCCGUGUAAAGGUCGGGUUCACUCCGCUACAGUCAAGACCGUGGACUCCGUCAAGUCCGUGGUGAUGGUGGAGUGGCAAGAGAGGAAGAUCUGCAGAGGGAAGGAGGUGAGAAAAGACACAGGCGGAGAAAAUACACAAGUCAUAUUGAUAAUAAACGAACUCAAGUUCAACCCUCUUCUUUUUUCAAUGUGUCAUUUGAACAAAUGGGUACUGUAAUGCAACCAAGUCCAAUGAUGUACUUGAAUAUUUAUAAACAUAUAAAUAAACAUAUUUGAAAUGAUGUACUCCAGUGGACCACCAGCACCCCAAACAUAUUCUGCUAUGAGUUUUAGGAGCAGUUAUCAUCCGCCAGACACCGAGUUAGACACCCCCUCAAGAGAUGAAUGUUGCCGACUGUUUGCUUCUCUAGUUAUACUAACUUUAGUCACAACCGCAUGAUAGCAAUACACAGAGGUUUGAGGAGCCAUAAACAAUCCUCAACCAAAACGCCACUCUAUACCCACAAAUAAUGCUCAGAACAGCACCUAACUUCAUCAAAAGUACAUGUAGGGUCUCAGCCACAGCACUAGCCACCAAACAUAUUUGUAACUUUGCCUAAUUUCUUCAGCAAAGAGACUAAACACAACUCACCUACUCUCUUCCAGCAGCUACUUGUUUGUAGUGAGACCUCAUGCCAGUCCAAUGUGGACUGCUGCGGGGUGACGCAGCUCAAGGAAGAACACUUAUGAUAAUUUCUUCAUGGAAAUGCAAUCAGACAGAGACGCUAAGACAGAAGAACUUCCGCGUCUGCAGAGCAAAAUGAUUUAAUGUGAUGAUUAUUACUUCAAGGAAAUGAUAAAGAAAUGUUCAUAAAUGUUCUUCCUUGAGCUGUGUCACCCCGCAGCUGUCCGUAAUGGACUGGCCUGAGGUCUUGUUGGCUUAAUUUUAUGCCGGAAUAUCCCUUUAGGUAUUUGGUUGUGUCACAUUGCCAAGAUUUUCACAAUAUAAUUGUAACAAUUUCUGUGUAUUUACCUUUUAACUUUGUGAUUUAGGUCGACAUAAGUGAGUUAUGCACUCUUAAUCCUGAGCUUUUGGACCUUGUAAACGCUGUCAUCAACAAACCUGCUGACCCACCCACCCCCACUCCUGACAAGGUAGGUCUCAUCCCACUGCAAAACCUCACUAUGAGUUAUUCUGAUGCAACAAAACAGGAAAAGAAAAGACACAGAUAUUAGGACUUUAUCCUCACACAUGAGAAAAGCAAGCUAGAGGUGAUAAAAGUAUGGGGACAAAUUCCACAAAUUAAUAAUAUAGAUCAAGUUAUUUAUGGGUUAGUACCUGAUCAAAUAAUGGACUCCAUUUAAUCUUAAGUGUCAUAAACACACCAGGCUCGUAGCUGGAGUCGAAUAUUCACAGUUUUGAACAUUAAACCUCAGAGUUAUUUCAAACAGUCUGUCUGUGAGGCAAAUAAAUAAUAUAAUAAAUAAUUUACAUAAUAAUGUAAAUAAUAAUAAUAAUGUAAAUAACUUUUUCUUUCUGUUUGUCCUCCCCCCUGAAGUAUGAGGGUCGUCUGCGCUCAUCCAGGAUUCCUGCUCCUUCCUCCUGUACGUCAAAGUAUUUAUUUAUUUAUUUUAGAUUAUUAUAUUAUUUUAGAUUAUUAUUUCCACAUAGAGUGCAUCUCCUAAUAGCUUAUUUCCCUCCAAAAGCCUCUGCUCCAGCAGUCCCCAAGGCUGAAGAGUCAGGUUGGCAAGGCGUGCAUGUUCCUUUUUCUGAAGCUUAAUCACUGUUGGGUUGUGGGUUCCUGGUGUGAAUUACACUUAACCCACAGUCUUUUUUAAAUAAAAAAGAAAUAAACACAAUCAAAAUAGUUAUUACAGCUUUUAAUCACCUGCCGUUCUUACCUCUUUACCUGUGUUAAUCUCUGCUGGCUCCUUUUUUCUGUCUUUCUGAAGGAACUUGUAUCAUCUAAUUAGCCUAAGUUGUAUUUGUGAUCACACUUGAUUUUGCACACUUAAGCUUCUCUUUACAUUAUACCAGAGUUUGGAUAAGAUCAAAAUCCAGACAAUCAAUGAUUAUAUCCUUUUUUUUUUUUUUUUUUUUUCUUUUUCAAGUUGCAAGUCGGUCUCAGGUCAGGCAGACGUGUAUGUUCCAGGCCUAUGCCCCUGUUCGAGCAUCAGCUGCAACUAUUGAGACUGCUCAAAACCCGGAGAUGAUCCACCCUGAUGUCCCUCACUCAUCAGUUGUCACACACUCUGGUGCGUAAUGACUUCAAUUAUCAGUGGGGGGGGAAACUACAAGGGUUAGGGCUGCAAUAACAAGAAUUAACCAGUGUGUGUCCUGCCCAUAAAUCAAAUAUUUGACUUUAACACUGGAAGGCCAAGAAUUCAUUGGUAUAAUGAAAUCACUGGUAGUUUCACAAGAUGAAGGACAGUGUAUGGAGAGGCUGUUGUAAGCAUUUAGAGUAGUCCUACCCUUGCUAGAGAAGACUAGAUCUUUUAGUGUAUCUGUUGUUGAAAGCAUGUCCUUCUUUCUUCUGCAGCUAAUCCCAGUUGGCAGCGUAAAAGAUUUGAGGUUCAACAGGCCCGUGAGUCUGUAAAGGAAAAUGAUGAGCCUGAGAGGAUGCCUCCUCCUCCGCCUGCAGUUAGAGGUCAGUAACAUAUUCAUACAGGUGUUUGUUUUACAUGUAAUUCUCCAUCAAUAAGAUCUAUAGAUGUACCAGAUUAAUAGAAAUCUCAGUACCUACAGCUCACGGUCCCUCAUCCCCUCUGCUAUAAACUGUUUUUUGAAGUUUGUGUCAUCUUGUUGAGAGACCAUGAUCACGACCAUGAGAUGAGUAGUCGUUUGGUUCUUACUAUUAACCAAAAAACCUUUUUAUUUCUAGGUACUGUGGGUGGAAGAAAAUCUGUGGCUCCUCCAGAGAUAAACAAGGGCAACAAAAGGCUGUCUUGUGUCAAUAAACCCCCUGAGAUCCAUACCAAGAAGGGAAAGGUGAGAUUCUUAAAAUUUGUGUUUGUUUUUUAUGUUGUUGUGAAAGUAUUAACAGGUUAGAACGAAAGGAAAAGACAAGGGAUCUCUCUAAUUUUAUGUGUAUGUUUUAGUUCGGAGAUCAUUCUCGACCAAACCAGAAGUUUUACGAGAUGAUCCAAGACUUCAGAGAGACUUUGGAAAUAAACCCUCUAUCACUGACCGACCAUGUAAGUUUAGACUUAAGACGCCCUGUGCAUGCUACAAGCUUCCAUGCGUCAUCACUGCUCAAACUUACAUCAGAAUUUGUGAUUCCAUAGAUUGUGCCUCAAAAGAUCUGUGUGUGUGUUCGCAAGCGGCCCCUUAAUAAGCAAGGUAAUGUGGGAGUGAUGUGUGACGUCCUGCAUUCAGCAUCAUUCAAGUAUUGAUCCUGUAUGCUGACUUCCUUGUGUGCUUUCCAGAGAUCAACAAGAAAGAGAUAGACGUGGUGUCUGUGCCCGGGAGAGGUGCUCUGCUCGUUCAUGAGCCAAAACAGAAGGUGGACCUCACCAAGUACUUGGACAACCAGAUCUUUCACUUUGAUUACUCCUUCGAUGAAACUGUCACCAACGACCUGGUCUACAAGUAAUGGCAUACGUUUGGUUUUGAGUUUUUUGGGGGGGUUGGUUCUUCUUCACCAUCAGUGUUUUGCCUGAAAACUGCAACAGUCAUCAUUGUUUAGAUGAACAAAAUUCUUGAUAGAUACCAUUUUUUUUCUUCUGUAGGUUCACUGCCAAACCUUUGGUGCAGUCUAUUUUUGAAGGUGGCAUGGCAACAUGUUUCGCCUAUGGCCAGACAGGAAGCGGGAAAACUCAUGUAAGUCCCUGCUCGCUGUCUCACGAUGAAACCUCUCGACGAAGCAUUUCCAUUUGUAGAACCAAGAAACCAUUUUACCUCUUUGUAAAAUUAGUCGCUAUGUCUUGUUUUCUCCUAGACAAUGGGAGGGGAUUUCUCGGGGAGGCAACAGAACAGCGCCAAAGGGAUCUACGCUUUGGCAGGUAGGACCCAAAGUAUCUUGAGUUUUUUGGGUUUUUCAGCAUGAGAUCAUUUUCUUGUAUCAAUAAACAGCAUUUCCUGAUUUUUAGUUUUUGGGGAGGGGGGUAUUUUGAGCAUGGUCACUGUCGAGACUUUCUGUCAUUUCCACAAUCAAUCAGGAUUUACUGAAUUGCCAAAUGAGAUUUCUUAGUCUUUACUUUUUGUUCCUCCAGCCCAGGAUGUUUUUGCUAAUCUCAAUCACCACAAGUAUGCCAACCUGGAUCUCUCUGCCUAUGUCAGCUUUUUUGAGAUCUACAACGGAAAAGUAAGAAUAGCGUCACCUUUUGUGAGCACGUUCGCAACAUUUCAUUGAAUCUCAGCUUAAAUAAGUUACCCUGAAAUAUGCUGUUUGACGUAGGUGUAUGACCUGCUGAACAAAAAGUCAAAGCUCCGGGUCCUAGAGGACGAUAGACAGCAGGUUCAGGUGGUCGGCCUGGAAGAGGUUUAUGUGUCCUCUGCAGAGGAUGUGAUCAAGAAGAUACAAAUUGGCAGCGCAUGCAGGUACAUAAAGAAGUUUUUUAGUCGUCUAAUGGUUCAUUACAGCCUCUUAACCAGAAUAAACUUAACAUGCUGUCUUUUCCUUUCUCUCCUCUGUAGAACAUCAGGCCAGACUUCAGCCAAUGCCAACUCCUCCCGCUCUCAUGCCAUCCUCCAGAUUGUCCUGCGACGCAAUGACCGUGCGACUACACUCCACGGCAAGUUCUCAUUGGUGGACUUGGCCGGCAACGAGCGUGGAACAGACGUCAGCAGCAACGAUCGAAGCACUCUGGUUGAGACUGCGGAGAUUAACCGCAGCCUGCUGGCUCUGAAGGUAAAACUGUGGCGAUUGUGGACAAAUGAAAAGCCUGUUUUCUUCCUUCCACCUCUACAAGAGAGCAAAGACAGCAACUAACACUGUCCAAAAUUUAUAUUUAAGGGGAAUAAUGUGCUCCAAAUUCUCAACCCCCAUCUGCAUUCUUAAUAAGCUUGCAUGGUACCUCAGAGGAUGUUAAAUCCCCUGUAAGACAUUUGUACGUCUGCUCUUGUGUCUUGCAGGAGUGUAUUCGCUCUCUGGGAAUGAACAGCGAUCACAUUCCUUUUCGGAUGAGCACUCUGACCAAGGUCCUCAGGGAUUCCUUCAUCGGAGAAAAGUCAAGAACCUGCAUGGUAUGUGCAGUCUCAGUUUUUCACUGUUUGAUGACAUUUCGUGAAUCUACACACUCUAAAACUCUAGUGUUGAUGAUUUUUAAGGAUGGUUGGAUGGAUUACAGAGCUGCGUCGUUUACAGUUUAUAAUGUACUUAAUCUGGCAAAAGGCUCCACAAUUAAUCUUAAAACUGUCUGGAGUCGAAAGUAUUUUCAUUCUGCAGGUAAUUCAAAUAUAUUUGCAUGUUUCUCCGUGUCUUGUUCCACAGAUUGCCAUGGUGUCCCCUGGCAUGGCUUCUUGUGAAUACACGAUGAACACACUGCGAUAUGCUGACAGGUACAAAUGAAGCAUGAGAAGUUGAGGCUUUUUAAAUCAUUUUUUUUGUGAUGGAAAUAUUGAAUCCAUACGGUUGAAAGAAUGUCAUUGUAGGAGGAUAAUGUUUGACUUUGUGUGCAGAGUCAAGGAACUUAAUGGAAUGUCUAAAACCAGUGGAGCAACCAAAGCUCAAGAGCUGAUGAACAGCUCCGAAGAGGAGGUCAGACUGAACAAGACAAACACUAUUACAUGACUUGCAUUUGUUAUUUUCUAUCCAUGCUUAGUUAAACACUUUUGUCUCUUGCAGGAAUCUGCUGUGGAUACCAGUGUGUAUGAUGCCAUAUCUCAGGUGGCGGAGCUGGAGGAGAAGGUUUACGUGGAGCUGCAGGUAGUUUUCUUAAGAGUGCACUUAUUGAAAAUUAAGACGUAUUUUUGAGGCUCUUAAGUCGUCACAUGUCGAUCACUUCUGUUUCUCAGACGUUAAACGAACUGGUCAAGGCAAUGGAGGACACUUCGUACAACAGUGAGGCAGGGGUUCAUGACCUGGUGGAUCAUUCCCAGAAGUUUUUAGGUUUGUAAAAAUAACAGCUUCAUUUCACAGAGUGCAGUUUGGCUGUUACUAUUGUCACUGUUUGCCUUAAAAAGCAAAAGUAUAAAUGCAAAGAUUUGUUUGCAGCAACCUUGUUAUCAGGCUAAUUGAAGUUGGUGUUGGAGUCCCCAGAACAAGAUGGGUUCAAUAAAUAAUCAAAGUUUGCUGAAUUUUGGUGCUUUCUCUCAUAUUCUCCAUCUUGUCCUCCACACAGACUUGGUGCUGGCUCUACAAUCCUCUGUGGCGAAAGAGAGAAUGGCGAGGAUGAAUCACUGAGACAAAUCCAGCAGACAAACCCCAGAUAAACACUUUUGUUUGUUGAGCGCUUUGUUCAUUCCAGAGCAGUUCCCUGUGGUUUUAUUGUACUUUUGGUAUUCUAAUUAAUAAAAUGUAUUUGGACACUAACUCAUAUCAUUUUUAAUAGUCUUUGAAGAAUUUGCCAAGGAUUAUGAUUAUUGUUAUGAGCAGAUAUUGUUUUGUUCGAUUUAACAAACUUAAUUGAUACCUUCCAGUAGAGGAGAGUGGCUUUUCUAAAUUUAACAUGUAGUUGUGAAGCAGAUAUCAGAUGCCUGCUCACGGCAUAUGUCUAUACAACUCAGUCCUGUAUGAAACACUGCUGUUGUUGUAUUUGGAUAUUUACAGGCACUUAAAAACAUCGUCAACAGUUUUUAAUGAAGAUUAUUGAAAAUUAGUAUCACCCUGACUUAAAUCCAGCAGGACAAAGUCAUUGAUUAUCAUCAAUUUAACUAUUAGUUCACCCAAACUAUAGCCAUGCUUGUUUUUUGGAGAAACCAAGGACAAAAGGGAAAAAUGUAUUGAUUAUUGCAGUUGUUAAAAGUUCACUGAGAUGUUUGUCUGAUUUUAAAAAACUUUGAUGUAAUAAAUCCUUUUAUGCACUUUAACUAUGUUUUUUUUUUCUUUACAGCUCCCCACACUGUACAGAUACAGUCAGUCAAAUGAGAAGCCACACAGCACAGCAAAAGUUUGACAGGGUUUUCUAAAAAGGUUUUAUUUUUUUCAUCAAUUUUAUUCUUUAAAAUGAUCAAAUGUGGCAACAAUAGACUAACAAAAAUAGACUACUCAACUUUAUUUGUAAAGCACUUCAAAACAACCACAGCUGAGCAAAAUGCUGUACAUAAAUAGAUCAAACAACACAGACAUAUAAACAAUCAAAAAACACUAUGCAAUAUAAUGCUAUGGAAUUGAAAACAGGAAGACGAGAAAAUUGAAUGCAAAGUAGCACUAACCGUUGAACAGCCACACCAGUGGGUGGCGCUGCAGGUGAACGACAACUGUUUUUACACGCCAAGAGAAAAAAAAAGGGAAGAACCAACCAGAUUAACCUUUCCGUCUGGGCGAGUGAGGAAACAAACCCCGGAACGGACAGAGAUGAAGUGGUCACGGUAUUCGCUCCUCAUCUUGGGGCUUUUUUCUUUGUGUUACGCCACGUCUGGCGAUAGCAGUGGCGUGAAAAAGAUGAAGAUGCAGUUCGCAACGGGACCUCUGCUUAAAUUUCAGAUCUGGUGAGUAAAUGAGCAAAAAUGUGGCGCGUCAUUGGGAGCUAGCUUCAACUCACCGGCUAUCAACACCGCAGGCCGAAAACCGACGGGUCUCGAUGGUAGUUUCAUGUGUUAAUUUAUAAUAGGAAUGGUUAGUCAUUACCGGAGUUACACAACUCAAAUCCGAACGUUUCGGUAGGAUAAAUUCUGAGAAAUGACUGAGUUUUGACGAUUUUGAUGGUCUCUUUUGCAAACAUGGCUCCACUUCCGCUGUAAAAAAAUGCCACUUCAUGCAAAAACUACUGAUAGUUUUCAAUCUGUGCAGUUUUACACAUUUUCCUUAUUAAAUUGUUGUCUUAUGCUGAGCGCUUUGGUUUUCUAGAAGGGUAAACAGUAAAUAUAUUUUGCAAACCAGUCUUUCCUCGUGUCUUCAAGUGAGAUUAACUCCAUCCCUGUACUAGUACCGAUUUAGGGAUUAUUCCUAAUCCCGUUAAAAGGCUCCCCCUUUUGAAAGUAUUUCUGAUUUCUCUAAUGUGCGCUGAAAAGACAAAUGUAACAUAAUGUAGGCUGAUUUCUAUCACCUCAAAGAAAAGGCAAAUUUAACUCAGGUCUAACUCAGUGUUACGGUGUGUUUGACCCUAAAUUAAUUUUACGCCGGAAUAUCCCUUUUAAGCUUUGUGACUGAAGGAUUUGUGGUGUUAUAGUGUUGAUCUGUCAAUGUUGUACAGUAUCAACACUUAAUUGCAUGAGGAUGAUCGACUACCAGCUCAUCAGAGGAGUUUUUAGCCGGUUGUGAAUUGAAUACUGUCACCUCUUUAUGGCCAAAAGCAAAUGAGCCCAUCAUCAACACGAACUAAAACUUCCUUACAGGGACUUUUUAGUAAAUAAGCCCACAAGGUAAACAUUUGCAAUGUAAAUUGCUGAUCUUCUGUAAGACUGUUUUGUAAAUACCGGAGAAUUGAGUAUAGAUUUCAAAGCUGGGGAACAUGUAGACAGCACCAACACCACUCUACCUUGAGAAACUCCACUGAGCAGCAGCAUGGGGUUUAGUUUACAUGUGUGCCACAUGUGCCGUAUCUCAAGGGUACAUUCACAAUCUGCAGUUUCAACUGUUAUUUUGUUUUGUCUGUCUUCUGAUUUUGUUCGUUCUUUCAACUGCUCUCUGUAUUUAUUCCUAAAACUGUGUGUUUGUUUCCUCACAGCAUUUCCUGAGGGUACAAGCGGGUGUUUGAGGAGUACACGCAGGCCUUGUACCAGCGGUACCCAGACAUCCGCAUUGAAGGGGAGAACUAUCUUCCUAUACCCCUCUAUCGGUAAGAAACACAGCGUUGUUUAGUGUAAUUUCCACUGCUAAAGCGGUCAAAAGCUGCCAGGGAUAAGCUUUUGUUCAACUGGAAUUCAAAUGCAGUUAGUCAUCUGGUUUGGAUUUAGUGGGGCUUGUUUGAUAGAUUUAUAUCACUUCAUAUUAUAUAAAUAUCAUAUCAUCGACAAAAUAGUUAAUGUGCUUCUAAAAAUAAUUGCUACAUUAAAAUGUAUAUAUAUGAGUAGGAAGCUUGAAAGAGAGAACGUGGCAAAGGGCCGUGGGUUGGAUUUGAAUACAGGCCAUCCGCUUUAUGGACUGUACCCUCUAUACAUGGUGCAUGUGAUUAUCUGAGCUAAACCAGUACCUAAAUAAGCUUUUAUAACUUUUUUCAGGACACAGUUUGAUCAAACUUAGAAAAAGCAUUAAAUGAUUUCAGUUCUCAAAACGUCCUCAUCAGUCAUUUUUAUUUUGCUCUAGUUUUAGCUUUGUCUUUUUCAACGAGUACAUCCUCAUAUUAAUUUAACUCAGCUUUAUCGUCAUUCCUCUGGAUUCCAUGUAGACCGUUGAACGGAAUGGCGUUUCUCUAGUUGCGCAAGAAAUCAUUUGAUAGAUGUCCAAGAUCUCAUGAUUAAAGGUGUGGGUCACUGAGAGCCUCUGUUGAUCUCUUCCUAAACACACCAGAGAUUAACUUUGCAUGAGGAAAGUGAUAGUAUAUAAUGGACAGUUUAUAUUACGUAUAUCUUAUUCUGUAGCCAGUGAUUGUGUGUCUCUCUGGUUGGACACGCAGUAAGAAUAAACCUUUGGCCGUUGACGGGAUUCUGGUUCAACCAGUUACACAUAGUUAAGAUAAACGAUUGUAAGGACACAAAAACUGUAUACAAGCUCAGUGUUAGAUGCUGGUGAGUGUGACAUACAGGCAAACAUGGUCUAGAUUAAGUCUCUCAGAAUCAGAGACAUUGUAAAAAUUGUUGACUCCUCAUUUGAAAUGAGUGGAAAACAGUUAAAUAGUCGAUUCUGGCCUCAUGUUCAUUAUAUACAACGAAGCGUCGUUUAGAUCAAUUAAAAUCAUCAUAAAAUCAUUUACUACAUUAUGUUAGGGAUGGGAAUUGAUAAGAUUUUAUCGAUAUCGAUGCCAUUAUCGAUUCCGCUUAUCGAUUCUUUAACGAUUCUGUUAUCAAUGCCCUUCUUCGAUUACAAAAAAAAAAAAGACUAUGGGUUUUCACCGGUUAACUCUAAAUUUUAUUGAGUCUCUGUCUCUGUUCCCGUUCGCAUAGACUGGCACUCGCGAGAGUUUUUCAAGGCACCCCACAGAAAGGAAUCGUUAAGGGAAUCGUUAAGAUAAAAUGUAAAUGAUGUCGAUGGAUUGAACCAGUUGGAACCGGUUCUCAACAAGAACCGAUUCGCGAUUCCUAUCCCUACAUUAUGUUCAAUAUUGUUAUGAUUUUAUCAAGGUGACAUUAUUUGUUUAUCAUUAAGUAUAUAAAAUUGUGUGCAUGGUUUCUGCUGAAUCUUAGCUAUCCUCUGCCUUAUUUUUAAACAGAGGUUACUGAUAUUUUAUGAUGUCAGGUCUACAAGUUGUUGUAAUUUCUUUCUUCGUGUUGCAGCCACAUCGCUUCCUUCCUGUCUAUGUUCAAGCUGCUGGUGAUUGGGCUGAUCAUUGUAGGCAGAGAUCCCUUUGCUCUCUUCGGCAUGCAAGCCCCAGGCAUCUGGGAGUGGGGUCAGGGAAACAAGGUGAGUUUCACCGUCACUGUAAGAUUCAUUAAAGCUGAUGAGACUGGAGACUUGAGCCCGGAGUAUUUAUGAAGUUGCCAUCACAGCGUCAUCAACACGCUCUGGACAUGAAAAUGAAGAAAGACAGACUUUAGUGUGGCUGUUUCUCACUGCCAAGCACAAUUUGAACCCAUGGGAUAUCAUUAGCUGUUAAUUGAUGGUGUUCAGCUUGUGUUGCUAAGUAUUGUUUUGGUUGGAUCUGUUAUUCCCCAAGUGCAAGUUUUGCCAUAGAAUCUGAAGAUCAUAUUUCUGUGUUUGGGCUCCUGGGUUUGUUUGGGGUUCAUGUAGAUUACUCUGAGUUUUCAUGAAGUGUUUCUCAGCUUUGUAUGAUGCUCUUGGCUCAUGUGUUCUUCUGUUGUUUCUGUGAAUUUUUCAUGGGCCUCUUUUUUUUGCAUUGAGGUUCUGUCUUUAUGCUCUGUUUGAAGCUCUUUGUAAAUCUUUGUUGAAAAAGUGCUAUAAAAAUAAAUGUAUUAGUAUCACAUUGCUUUGCGGUGCAUUAAGAGCUGCUACUGUAACAGUUUCUUUAAUCAGAUGACUUAAAAAAGAACUGUGUCUCAUUGACUGGAGCCAGUCUUUGUAAUUCCCAGUGGUGUAAUCUGACUUCGCCUUAAUCCCAUCAGCCAAUCAGUAAAGCUGUUUUUGAGAGGGUUUGUCAAGAAUAGGUCUUAGAUGCACAACUCAGUCUGUUCCUGACUACAAGACAGAAAGCUAGAAAAGUAGGUUAAAUGUUUUAUUUUUCAGCAUAUUUACUUUUUUUAAAAUAAGGCUGAUAUCAAUAGAGGAAGCUAUAGUGAGAUGUUCUCGACUCUAACUCUAAGGAAGACAAAUAUGAUAAAUGAAAUAUAUAUCUCAACAAACCACUCUUACUGUAUUAGAGGGCCCGACCGAUAUGGAUUUUUUGGGGCUGACACCGAUUAUUGGGGGGGGGGAAUAUCCGAUUACCGAUUAAUCGGCCAAUUUUUAAAAAUUUUUAUGAAGUUACAAAAAAUACAUAUAUACUGUAGAUCUCUACAGUACAUACUGUAGGCUACUGCUUCAUGCCGACAGGAAGACCGACUGAUCAAACUUGGACCUUAAAAGCGUUUUCAACUACCCCCCCAGCCCGCCGAUCAGUGCCUCUGCGUCUUAACUCACGUUACUCAUUUACGGUCCGGUCUCAUCUGGAGACAUACAGCUGCCUCAGUAAGAGAAGUAGCUCGAUCCCGAAUGUGUACUGUUGUUUAUUCUACCGUUACUGGCACGGCUAACAGUGAAGCAAGGCCAAUAGCAGGAAGAGAAAACAGCAAAGAAUAACUACCAGUUAAAGACGAUAUUGUUAAUACUUAAACCCAAGUUUCUCUUGUCUUUCUUUCAGAUUUACGCUUGCAUGAUGGUGUUCUUUCUCAGCAAUAUGCUUGAAAAUCAGUUAAUGUCGACAGGGGCGUUUGAAAUCACGUUAAAUGGUAAGUCUGCAUUUUUUCCAGCGUGUUAUGUCCUGACUGAGCCAAGUGUUGUCGGCUUUAGACUUAACCAGCUGACUGCUAUGUCACAAAUACGAUAUGAACUGCUGGCUGUAACUGUAACUGAUGUCAUUUGACAACUGUAAUGACUCCGAUGUCUGCAAAUAUUGCCCGUAACAAGAGAUCUUAAUAACAUGAGAUGUUGUGGUGAUGGGACAAAAUAGAGUACUUGUGUGUUAUCUCUUCACAGAUGUACCAGUGUGGUCAAAGCUAGAAUCCGGCCACUUGCCCUCCAUGCAGCAGCUUGUGCAAAUCCUGGACAACGAAAUGAAGAUGAACGUUCACAUGAACACAAGACCACACCACUCCUAA
Messenger RNA from Xyrichtys novacula (pearly razorfish), 12579 nucleotides. The record is from the annotation of a GenBank genome assembly. NCBI's taxonomy places the organism in Eukaryota, Metazoa, Chordata, Actinopteri, Labriformes, Labridae.